UCUUGUCCCUCUCCCCCAGAGCAUCACCCGGCUCCCUAUCGCACCUCGUUGCGCCUUUAUUCUCUUCCCUUUACUUCACCAAAUCUCAAAAUGUCUUACGGCGGCUACGGCGGCGGCGGCGGCGGCGGUGGCUACGGCGGUGGUGGCGGUGGAGGAUACUCUGGUGGAGGCGGCUGGGGCGGAGGCGGAGGCGGCGGAGACGACCGCAUGGGUCACCUCGGCAACGGGCUGCGCUCUGUCGACUGGAGCGCACACAAGCUCUCGACCUUUGAGAAAAACUUCUACGUCGAAGACAAGCGCGUGACCGCACGGAGCGACCGCGAGAUCGAAGAGUUCCGGAAGGUCAAGGAGAUGAAGGUGCAGGGGCGCGCCGUCCCGAGGCCCGUCUCCAACUUCGACGAAGUCGGCUUCCCCGAGUACAUCAUGUCGACCAUCCGCGCGCAGGGCUUCACUGCGCCCACUCCCAUUCAGUGCCAGGCGUGGCCCAUGGCGCUCACCGGUAGGGACGUCGUCGCUAUCUCCCAGACUGGCAGUGGCAAGACCAUUUCCUUUGCACUUCCUGCCAUGUUGCACAUCAAUGCGCAACCGCUUUUGGCACCUGGCGAUGGUCCCAUCGCGUUGAUUCUUGCACCGACCCGUGAGCUCGCAGUGCAGAUUCAACAAGAAUGUGGCAAGUUCGGCUCCAACUCUAAAAUCCGCAACACUGCGAUCUACGGCGGUGCGCCCAAGGGCCCGCAAAUCCGCGACCUGCAGCGCGGUGUCGAGAUCGUGAUCGCGACGCCCGGUCGCCUGAUUGACAUGCUUGAGUCUCAGAAGACGAACCUCCGGCGUAUCACCUACCUCGUCAUGGAUGAGGCCGACCGCAUGCUUGACAUGGGUUUCGAACCUCAGAUCAGGAAGAUCGUUGCCCAGAUUCGCCCGGACAGACAGACGCUGAUGUUUUCUGCUACCUGGCCAAAGGAUGUCCAGAAGCUGGCAAACGACUUCUUGAAAGACUUCAUUCAGGUCAACAUUGGCUCCACGGAGCUCACUGCCAACCACAACAUCCAGCAGAUCGUUGAGGUCUGCAGCGAUUUUGAGAAGCGAUCGAAGCUCAUCAAGCACCUCGACCAAAUCAGUCAGGAGAACGCGAAAGUACUCAUCUUCGUCGGCACAAAGCGAGUGGCGGACGACAUCACCAAGUAUCUCCGUCAAGAUGGAUGGCCAGCGUUGGCCAUCCACGGUGACAAGGAACAACGUGAGCGUGACUGGGUAUUGGGCGAGUUCAAGGCAGGCCGCUCGCCUAUCCUCAUUGCGACUGACGUUGCGUCGCGUGGUCUCGGUAUGUUUUCAUUUGAGUGGCAAGCGCUACGACAUCUUUGCAGCAUGACUUCGGAUGCACGGCGGAGUGGCCGUCGUGCUUGAACGCUGAACUGCGGGUGGCAGUGACGGCGUACUCAGGUCAUUCGUUGGCGGAGCAAGACAGGCCAAGAUGUUCAACACGCGCACCCAGAACCGGCGAACUUCCUGAUCGUUGCCAGAU
Messenger RNA from Fomitopsis serialis, 1522 nucleotides. RefSeq names its product RNA helicase. Gene Ontology annotation, cellular component: cytoplasm; nucleus; ribonucleoprotein complex. The record is from RefSeq and is a predicted model, not a curated record. Gene Ontology annotation, molecular function: RNA helicase activity; RNA binding; ATP binding. Gene Ontology annotation, biological process: rRNA processing. The transcript has 5 exons. The coding region runs from base 91 to 1404 and encodes 437 amino acids. Lineage: Eukaryota; Fungi; Basidiomycota; Agaricomycetes; Polyporales; Fomitopsidaceae.